GUGACGUCACGUGUGGGCUGAUCUGGGCCUGCGAGCGGGAGGCGGGCAGGGCGGAGUACGGGCGCCGCCGAGGGACACGCGGGAGCCGCGCGGGCGUUUUCCUCCUGCUUCUCCUUGCUGCUUCUCCUGCUCCUCAGUCAUUGAGAGGGAAGGAAGGGCAGGAGGGGGCCAUGGCCGGCUACGAGUACGUGAGCGCCGAGCAGCUGGCCGGCUUCGACAAGUACAAGUACAGUGCGGUGGAUAGCAACCCGCUCUCGCUCUACGUCAUGCACCCUUUCUGGAACACCGUGGUCAAGAUCUUCCCCACUUGGCUGGCCCCCAAUUUGAUAACGUUUUGUGGCUUCCUGCUGCUUGUCUUCAACUUCUUCCUCAUGGCAUACUUUGACCCUGACUUUUACGCUUCUGCCCCCGACCGGGAGCACGUCCCGAACAGCAUCUGGGUUGUGGUGGGCCUCCUCAACUUCAUGGCUUACACACUCGAUGGAGUGGACGGGAAGCAGGCCCGCCGGACACAGUCCUCCACGCCACUGGGGGAGCUCUUUGACCACGGCUUGGACAGCUGGGCCUGCAUGUUCUUCGUGGUGACUGUCUACUCCACCUUUGGCCGGGGCCCCAACGGGGUCAGCGUCUUCGUCCUCUACCUCCUCCUCUGGGUGGUCCUCUUCUCCUUCAUCCUCUCCCACUGGGAGAAGUACAACACCGGCAUCCUCUUCCUGCCCUGGGGCUACGACAUCAGCCAGGUGACCAUCUCCAUCGUCUACAUCGUGACCUCCAUCGUGGGGGUGGAGGCCUGGUACAAGCCCUUCCUGUUCAACUUCUUCUACCGAGACCUCUUUGUCGCCAUGAUCAUUGGCUGCGCACUGACGGUGACCGUCCCAAUGAGCCUCUUGAAUUAUUACAAGGCCUACAAGAGCAAGACGCUGAAGCACCGCUCCGCCUACGAAGCCCUGCUGCCCUUCUUCUCGCCGGUCCUGCUCUUCGCCUUGUGCUCUGCCUGGAUCUUCUGGUCGCCCACCGACAUUCUAGAAGCCCAUCCGCGCCUCUUCUACUUCAUGGUGGGCACCGCCUUCGCCAACAUCUCGUGCCGGCUGAUCGUCUGCCAGAUGAGCAGCACCCGCUGCCAGCCCCUCAACAUCCUGCUGCUGCCCCUCGCGCUGGUCAUCCUGGCGGUCGUCUCGGGGGUCCUGGCCCAGCAGGAGACCCUCCUCCUCUACCUGCUCACCUGCCUCAUCACUGCAGCCCACAUCCACUACGGUGUCAGCGUGGUGAGCCAGCUGAGCCAGCACUUCCACAUCCGGACCUUCUCCCUCCGGAAGCCCAGUUCGGACUGACUAGGCGUGGAGGAGGCCAUGGCGGCCGGAGCCGAGGAGAAGGUCGCCCUGCGCUCGGCCGAGGAGUUGUAAAUCCGGACGCCUGUCCUGUAAAUAUUCUUCGCCUUCACCACAGAACUGGAUUUGGACCCACUCUGGACAGCCGUGGAGCAGA
Anolis sagrei ordinatus is the source of this 1485-nucleotide messenger RNA. RefSeq names its product selenoprotein I (gene SELENOI). Gene Ontology annotation, cellular component: endoplasmic reticulum membrane; Golgi apparatus. The record is from RefSeq and is a predicted model, not a curated record. Gene Ontology annotation, biological process: phosphatidylethanolamine biosynthetic process. Gene Ontology annotation, molecular function: ethanolaminephosphotransferase activity. Lineage: Eukaryota; Metazoa; Chordata; Lepidosauria; Squamata; Anolidae.